Messenger RNA from Cutaneotrichosporon oleaginosum, 992 nucleotides. RefSeq lists its product as uncharacterized. Gene Ontology annotation, cellular component: proteasome core complex; proteasome core complex, alpha-subunit complex; nucleus. Lineage: Eukaryota; Fungi; Basidiomycota; Tremellomycetes; Trichosporonales; Trichosporonaceae. Gene Ontology annotation, biological process: proteasomal protein catabolic process; ubiquitin-dependent protein catabolic process. The record is from RefSeq and is a predicted model, not a curated record.
CGACGUUCGACUCUUCGACAUCAACAUCAGCACCUACCCCGUCCCCUCCCUCCUCACGCAUCUCAGGCGCCCCGAUAGCCCGCAGCUCGAAGUGCUUCUCUGACUUCUGCACGUCUCAAGCACCGCGCGCGAGCUCUCCACCUUCCUCCCUUAUCGUACUCCCUUUCCGUCACCAUGUCCUCAAUCGGCACAGGAUAUGACCUCUCGGUCUCGACAUACUCGCCUGACGGCCGCCUCUUCCAGGUCGAGUACGCCAACAAGGCAGUUGAAGCGGCAGGCGUCGCCAUCGGCCUGCGCUGCAAGGACGGCGUUGUGCUGGCUGUCGAGCGCCUUCUCCACUCCAAGCUGCUCGUGAAGGGCGGAAACCGCCGUAUCCAGUCGGUCGACGAGCACAUCGGGCUCGCAACGGCCGGCCUGCUCGCCGACGGCCGCCAUCUCGGCAGCCGGCUGCGCGACGAGGCCUACAACUUCCGUGACACGUACAACUCGCCAGCUACGGUCCAGAUUCUGUCCGAUCGUCUGUCGGGAUACGUGCAGGCGUACACGUGCUAUGCGUCCGUCCGCCCCUUCGGUGUCUCGAGUUUGAUUGCGGGCGUGGACAAGACCGGGCCGCGUCUCUUCUGCAUCGAGCCUUCGGGAGUCUACUACGGCUACCGCGCGUGCGCUGUGGGCAAGGGCAAGGCGCUGGCCAAGACGGAACUGGAGAAGAUAAUCGCGCGUGAGGCGGAAGGCGCCGAGGCGAUCACCGUCCGCGAGGCAGUCAAGGAGAUUGCGCGAAUCAUCUACCUCGUCCACGACGACAACAAGGACCGCGAGUUCGAGCUGGAGAUGACCUGGGUCGGCCCUGAGACUGGGUACAAGCACGCGGCUGUCCCAGCAGACUUGCUCGCUGAGGCUGAGGCGGCAGCGAAGGCGGCGCUCGAGGAGGGGAUGGAGGAGGACUGAAGAGGUAGAGCGGCUCCCUGUACAGCAAUGCAUGUCUAUACAACAUC